AUGAACGCGCCUCUCACAAUGCACCAGUACGGUGCACCGGGUGGAGCACACGGCGCUCCAUCGUCGCAUCGACCGCUCAUCACGCAGCACCGCACCGCCGCACCCUCGUCGUCAUCGCCCGCCGACUUUAUCCACAACGAGUUCAGCUUCGAGCACUACGUCAAGGCCAACCUCGGCGUCAAGCUGGACAACGACGCACAGAUCUGCCCCGACUACGCCGAGCGUCUGCAGUGUCCGCGCGGCGCCGCGUGUCCACGACGUCACGUCAAGCCGAGCCAGCUCAACUUCUUGCCGCACGGUUCCAACGCGCUGCGCGAUCCCAACAAGCGCACCGUAUGCAAGCACUGGCUCAGAGGGCUGUGCAAGAAGGGCGAGCAGUGCGACUACCUCCACGAGUACGACAUGCGCAGGAUCCCCGAGUGCCGCUUCUACGCCACCUUUGGAUUCUGCAACAGCGGAGACGACUGCCUCUACCUCCACGUCGACCCCGCCAUCAAGCGCAGAGAGUGCGAACGGUACAACCGCGGAUUCUGCCCAAAGGGACCGCUCUGCCCCAAGAAGCACAUCCGACGCAUCGCCUGCCCCCUCUACCUCGCCGGCUUCUGCCCACAAGGCGCCGAGUGUCCACGCGGACACAUCAAGAGCAUGCCGCCUUCCACAUCGUCACGCUCCAAUUCACCCAUCUUGACCCACCGGCCACUCACCGCCGCAGAAGCAUUCGGCAUGGGCGGCGGACGCGACGACUUUGGCGACGCCGGCAGGCGCGACCGUGGCAUGCCCGGUCGAUACGGCGCACCGGGCGGAGGAGGUGAUGCAGCUUCAGCCAUGCCACGCAGACCCAACAACGGCUUUGCUGGUGGUGCACCACAGGGAGGACAGGAUGCAGGACGCGGCUGGAAGAAGGAUCUGUCGGAAGUGCUCUGCUUCAAGUGCGGCGACUACGGCCACUUUGCCAACAUGUGUCCCAACCCCAAUCGUCCGGGCAAUCGUGGAGGCAUGGAGCGUGGUCCCGGCGGCGGUGCUCGUCGAGGGCGGCCGUACUAG
Moesziomyces antarcticus is the source of this 1044-nucleotide messenger RNA. RefSeq lists its product as uncharacterized. Gene Ontology annotation, molecular function: zinc ion binding; RNA binding. The record is from RefSeq and is a predicted model, not a curated record. The coding region runs from base 1 to 1044 and encodes 347 amino acids. The transcript is spliced from 2 exons. Lineage: Eukaryota; Fungi; Basidiomycota; Ustilaginomycetes; Ustilaginales; Ustilaginaceae.